Molecule: messenger RNA, 1707 nt
Organism: Uncinocarpus reesii 1704
Lineage: Eukaryota; Fungi; Ascomycota; Eurotiomycetes; Onygenales; Onygenaceae
Exons: 1
Coding region: 1-1707 (568 amino acids)
Source: RefSeq, a predicted model, not a curated record
AUGGAUGCGCAGUUUCCCUUUGCGUCAAGAGAGGAUAUCUGGCGCGUACAUGAGGAAGUCAAGGAUCUCUACGCAACCCAGUUGGAACACGGAGAAAGGAUUGCAAAGUUAGAGCGGCGCAGGGAAGAUGAUGCCCGCAUGAAAAGUCUUUGGGGCCCAUUUUCUCCGUACGCUUCUACUGGCAGCAAUCCUCCAAUUCAAGGCAAGUCAAUCGCUACCACAAUCAGCAUGGCAAUUUCUGACCAACGCAUCUCUCGUCCAGAAUCCACGUAUAGUCCUCCUGCCGAGCCGUUCAAGGGGUUCGACCAAGGGCAUCAGCAUACUGCCGCCAGCAAUAUUGUCUUAGAGACCGAAGAGGAUACUAGACGAGGCGCUUCGAGGGCAAAUAGUGUUCGGUUCGACGAAAGCUCCAUGCACGGGUAUUACAAUCACGCCAAUCGGUCAGCGAGUGAGCUGCCUCCUGUGAGAACUGGAAGUGGACAGGGAAGCCAUCCGCUCACCGAACGCUCACUCUCCCACCGGUCAGACGGCAACAAGAGCUCGUCCGGUCAGUCUCAUCGCACGUUCAGCCUAGGCUUGGAUACUGCCAAAGCCAACGGAUCUACAACAGCUACAACCAUGACUCCGCCUCCAGGGCUUUUCAUUUUGGGUCCAGUUCCUUGCAUCAUUCGAUGCUGGCUUACAACCCAUUUCUCGAAUGACUCUUUACUCUACGCAGCGAUUUGCAGUGGGUCGUACUCUUCGGCUAUCACCUACCGUAUGAUCCAAAAGUUGGGGCUUGAGGAUGAGAUGGCAGAAAAUGAUGGUUUGCGGAUCAUCAAGCUACCCAUGUACUUUCCAGAAGCUAGCAUCUAUCAGCCAUCGUCCCGUGCUGGAAGCCCUGCUCCACACCUGCCCGCCGUCACUGUACAGUUUACUGUUCGCGAGACACUUCCAGCCGACGACAGGUCUAUCCAGAUCUUCAUCGGUAGCGAUGUUCUGCGUCUCAAUAACGCAGAUAUCUUGUUCUCUCAAGACAAAAUGCUCAUUUUAGAUGAUGAACGAAAUAGAAUCUCGGUCCCACUUGUCCGUCCCGAAAACCAGGAGGUCUUUAAGACACUGUCAACCGGCCCACGGUCGUAUCCCGUUCCGAUUUAUGGCAUGAACGGCGGUGAACGUAUCCAUACCCUGGAGCACGAAGAUGUUGAGUCCGGAACAGGAAGUAAGCCCAGCAGUCCAGCUCCACAGGCUAAACCAAACCAGUUCGCCCUGCCUUUCCGAAAAUUGAACGACACCGUCGAUGCGCCAUCAAGGCGCUCCGCCCAUUUCGCGGAGACCGCUGAGGAACACAGCCCUCCUCAAACACACCCCAGGUCUAUCGCAAACGAUAAAACGGGUGAAAGAUCCUCUAAGUCUGAGGGAACGGGUGUGUGGGGUCCUUGGAGGCGAGAUCAACCAACCCAGAAAAGUGAACCAGGGCCUUAUUUGGCUGCAUAUCACCGGAAUGUUAAAAGCCGUAAUAUGAAAGUGCUGAAACCAUCCAAACCGGUUUCACGCCAAGUAUCCGGUGCGGAAGCAACACCCGCUCGACCUUCAGAUCGUGGAGCUGAGCAUGGCGACGGAAAACCUGACAACGCAUGGAACAAGACUCGAAGCUCGAAUCCAGUUGGUGGUGCCUCAGCAUUUGGCUGGCUUAAUACCAAGACAGAAUCUAAUAACACCGAUUAG